GAGGAAGGAAGGGGACGGAGGGCGGGGCUGCCCUUCUCCUCCUGGCCCAAUCUUCCCUGAGUGGCACAGACAGCCAGACACUCACCCACCAGCCUCCUUCAGAGCCCCCUCCCCUCCCGCCGGCAGGUCCCCCGGGCCAGGGGCUGAUGUGCGCCCGCUAGCCGCGCUGCCCGUUCCCCCUUGCCCACUCUCAGGCGCGCGCGCAGGCACGCGUCCCCGGCGCGCAGAGCAUGCCUCUCAGCCCAGCCAGCGGCAAACAUGAGUCUCCGGAGCAGCAGCAGCAGCGGCGGCGGCGGCGGCGGCGGCAGCAGCAGCAGGAGGAGGACGAGGACGAGGAGGAGGAGGAGGAGGAGGAAGAGGAAGAGGAGGAGGAGGAAGAAGAAGAGGAGGAAGAGGAGGAGGAGGAGGAGGAAGAAGAAGAAGAAGAAGAAGAGCAGUCUUCGCACCGCUGCCAGCAGCUGCAGCAGGCCGGCGUGGUGAACGGCGAUCCUGGGGAGAGCACGGAGAGCAGCCUCAGGGAGGAGACCCUGUAUGAUACCAUCACGCCUCCCGCCGCCGCCCCCGCCGCCGCCCCCGGCCCCGGCCCUUGCUCCUCCGAGACGCCGGCCUCUCCCCCGCCAGGGCGGAUGGACGAGCCAGCUCCCAACGCCCUGGUCCUGCGCAUCGGCAUCCCGGACCUCCAGCAAACGAAGUGUCUGCGGCUGAACCCCGAUGUCCCCAUCUGGACCUCCAAGCAGCGCAUCCUUUGCACCCUGAACCACAGCCUGAAGGACGUCCUCAACUAUGGCCUCUUCCAGCCGGCCUUCAACGGCCGGGCGGGGAAGUUCCUGGAUGAAGAGCGGCUGCUGAGGGAGUACCCCCUGAAUCCGGACACCCCGGUCCCUUACCUGGAGUUCCGAUACAAGAGGCGCGUCUAUUCCCAGCCCCUCUUGGAUGACAAGCAGUUCGCCAAGCUGCACACAAAGGCAAAUCUGAAGAAAUUUAUGGACUAUGUGCAGACCCUGAAUGUGGAGAAGGUCAGCAGGUUGCUGGAGAAAGGACUGGACCCCAACUUUCAUGACCCGGACACUGGAGAAUGCCCCCUGACCAUGAGUGCCCAGCUGGAGUUCUGUGUCGAGAUCAUCAAAGCCUUGAAGAAUGGUGGCGCCCACUUGGACUUCCGAACCCGCGAAGGGAUGACGGCUCUGCACAAGGCCGUCCGAUGUCGGAACCACACUGCCCUGCGGACGCUGCUAGACCUGGGUGCCUCUACGGAUUACAAGGACAGCCGGGGGCUGACCCCCCUGUACCACAGUGUCAUGGUGGGGGGGGACCCCUACUGCUGAGCUCUCUUUCUUCUCCUUCCCAGAAUGCCCCCUGACCAUGACUGUGGGCUCCUUGGUCUCUCUGACGCAAGUGGGUGGCGAGCCUUGAAGUGGGCUCUGAAUGCGAGUCCUGCCUUCCUGUCUCCUGGGCAGGCCUGCCGCUACGGACACGUUCAGCAUCUGGAGCACCUCCUCUUCUAUGGGGCGGACAUGACGGCCCAAAACGCCUCGGGAAACACGGCCCUGCACGUCUGCGCACUCUACAACCAGGAGAGCUGUGCCCGGGUUCUCCUCUUCCGGGGAGCCAGCAAGGAGAUCCGGAACUACAACAGCCAGACGGCCUUUCAGGUGGCCAUCAUUGCGGGCAACUUUGAACUGGCGGAAAUCAUCAAAACCCACAAAGAGUCCGACGUUGUGCCUUUCCGCGAGACCCCGAGCUACACCAAGCGGCGGCGGCUGGUGGGGGCGGCCGGCCUCUCCUCCCCUCGCCUGCUCCAGCGCUCGGCCAGCGACAACAACCUGAAGGCGGAGAGCCGGCCGUCCUACUCGCCGGCGCCCUCGCUCCGCGGCCUCCCCCCGCAGCUGCUGGCCCAGAUGCGGGAAGCGGCGGGCGAGGCCGGGCCCCGCGGCGCCCACAGCCGCUCCCCGUCGCUGCAGCGCGUGCGGGAGGAGAAGGAGGCCGACGCGCCCUCCCUGCGCAGGAGCAGCCGCGCCAAGCCCAGUGCCUGCCUGCUUCUCUGCGGGGGACGUUCUGGCCCCUCCCGGCCCCUCCGCCUGACCGCCAGCCCAAGGCCGCCGUCCGCUGGGGGGGGGGGUGGCGGGGGGCCGGCCCGGUGGGUCCCCGCCCAGGCGAGGGGAGGAGCGGCUGGCGAGCGGCAGCGGCCGGGGGAGGCAGCCGGAGCCGGCAAGGAGAAGCAAGCGGGCGGGCGGCCCGGCCGGGGGCUGCCUGCAGCUGAGCAAGCGAGCGAGGACCGCCUCCCCCCGCCGUCAUGGGCGGGCAGCGGCGGCGGCGGAGGGGCCGGCCCGGGCGGCAGCGUCCCGCGAGCGGCCCCUGAGCCGGGCGGGGGUCCGGAGCGGCUGCAGGGAGCCAUGGCGCUGCGUCCGUCGGAGGGGGCGCCGGCCGGAGCGGGAGGCGGCGGCAGCGGCAGCGGCGGCGCCCAGCAGCCUGACCGCCCGGCGGCGCCCCGGCAGGGCCCCCAUCGGCGGGCUGCGGCCCGGCGGAGGGCCGAAGGAGAGGCCGCGCCCGGCUCGCUCGCCUCCCCCGUCCGAGGGCCCGCGCCGCCCGCGCCCAUGGCCCCCGCACCGCCCCCGCCUCUGCCCGGCAUCAGCAGCGUAACCUAUGUCUUCGUUUACAGCCCCGGCGGGAGCGGCAGCGGGCCUGGGGGGGCGCCGGGCGCCGGGCCGGGCGUGGAGCACACUCCGCACGCCGCGCCGGCUCAGCUGCGGGGCCCCAAGAAGAAGCUGUACAGCGCCGUGCCCGGCCGCCGCUUCAUCGUGGUCAAGAGCUACGCGCCGCAGGGCGAGGGCGAGAUCCAGCUCAACCGCGGAGAAGCCGUCAAGGUGCUCAGCAUCGGAGAAGGGGGCUUCUGGGAAGGAAGCGUGAAAGGACGGACCGGCUGGUUCCCGGCAGAAUGUGUCGAGGAGGUGCAGAUGCGGCAGUUCGAUGCCCGACCAGAGACGAGAGAAGACCGGACCAAGAGGCUCUUCCGACAUUACACCGUGGGCUCCUACGACAACUUCACUUCACACAGCGACUACAUCAUCGAGGAGAAGGCGGCCGUCCUGCAGAAACGGGAGCAUGAGGGCUUCGGCUUCGUCCUGCGCGGGGCCAAAGCGGAAACGCCCAUUGAGGAGUUCACCCCAACGCCAGCUUUCCCAGCACUGCAGUACCUGGAAUCGGUGGACGUGGAGGGUGUGGCGUGGCGAGCAGGUCUGCGCACAGGAGACUUCCUGAUCGAGGUGAACGGUGUGAACGUGGUGAAGGUGGGGCACAAGCAGGUGGUCUCGCUCAUCCGCCAGGGGGGAAACCACCUGGUGAUGAAAGUGGUCUCGGUCAGUCGCAAGCCAGAGUCGGAAGACGUGCUUCGGAAGAAAGCCCCGCCGCCGCCCAAGCGGGCGCCCAGCACCACCCUCACCCUGCGCUCCAAGUCUAUGACCGCCGAGCUAGAAGAGCUGGAGAAGCUGGACGAGAUCUUGGCAGCGGCUGAACCCUCGCUGAGAGCGGACCUGGUGGAAGCGGAUUCCCGAGCAGCCACCGUGAAGCAGAGACCGACCAGCCGGCGCAUCACCCCUGCAGAGAUCAGUUCCCUCUUCGAGCGCCAGGGGAUGGCCACCCACGCAGGGCCGGAGAAGCCCCACAUCUCCCUCCGCAAAGGCCUCCCGCGGACCAAGUCUGUAGGCGAAGAUGAAAAAUUUGCGGCUUCCCUAAUGGAUGGAAAAUUUCCCCGGAGUACGUCAAUGCAAGACACUGUCCGAGAGGGUCACGGCAUCCCGCCUCCACCACAAACCGCUCCACCCCCACCCCCCUCUCCCUACUACUUUGACACGGGCCCGCCCCCCACCUUCUCCCCGCCCCCACCCCCAGGGAGGGUGUACGACACCGUCCGGUCCAGCUUCAAGCCGGGCUUGGAGGCCAAGCUGCACGGGCUUCCGCCGGUGAUCAGCGCGGCCGAGAUGUAUGACCAGGCCAGGGCCGGCAUCCCUUACCCCGAGCGGCAGAAGCGGGCCCGCUCCAUGAUCAUCCUGCAAGACUCCUCCCACAUCCCCGUGGAGCCCACCGACAUCCCCCGGCCAGGCCCCUCGGCCACCCCGCCGGAGAAGCUGAAGCGGAGGGGGCGUGGGGCGGACAACCCAUAUGCCAACAUGGGCCAGUUCAACGUCAGCCUCUUUGCCCCCACCAAGCCCCAGCGCAAGAAGAGCCCCCUGGUCAAGCAACUGCAGGUGGAGGAUGCACAGGAGCGAGCGGCGCUCUCCGUAGCUGGGGGCUUCCCUCGGGAGCCCUCCCCCACCCGGAGGGGACACCGCCUGAGCGGGAUGGAGUUCACCUCCCAGCAAAUGGACACCGCCAGCCUGCCCUUUGCCACAGCGGUCGCUGGGGCCAUGAAAGAGCGAGACCGGCGUCUUGACGAGAAGCGGAAAUCCACUGUCUUCCUUUCCGUGGGGGCCAUAGAGGGGAGCCCCCCCACCAUAGACAUGCCAUCGCUGCAGCAAUCCCGGUCCAUCGAUGAGCGUCUGCUGGGGAGCCGGGAUGUUCUCCUGCCUUCCCCCGUCUCCGCUUUAAAGCCAUUCCUCAGCAGUUCCUCCUCGACAUUCAUACACCCUCUAACGGGGAAGCCCCUCGACCCCAACUCCCCCCUGGCGCUGGCGCUGGCCGCGAGAGAGCGAGCCCUCUCCACCCAGGUCUCCUCCAGAGUGGCCACCCCCAUCCACAGCCCUGACUCCGAUCGGGCAGCGCCCUUGUUUGUAGACAUCCAAACCAAAGACCAAGAGAGGGGUGAGCUGGAAGGCCGGGGGUCUCCCGCCUAUUCUCCAGGAGCCAAAGUGGCCACACCCAGCUCUCUGACCCCUACCCAGAGCCCCUGGGGGAUGCCCGGAAGUGCAAGGAGAGAGGGCGAGGCACGAACCGAGACCCCGGUGAAGGAGAUGGAGGAGAAGAAGGUGGAGGAGAAGAAGGCCAUGAUCCUCAGCAUCCUGGACACCUCACAGCAGAAGACGGCGGGCCUCAUCAUGGUGCACGCGACAAGCAACGGCCAAGACCUCGGCUUUGAUCUGAAGGAGGAGAAGACCCCUGUCCCAGAGGGGGGCCCAGAGCCGGUGGAAGUGUCCAUGAUGGAGGCUCAGCCCAGCCCUGUGGGGAAGGCACCCGUCAGUCCAGCCUUGGACAAGACACUCGGACAGGGGAGUUCGGAGGAGGAAGUGGAGACCUACACGGUCACUCUUCCGCCUGCGCAGCUGUCCUCAAGCGAUGAGGAAACCAGGGAGGAGCUGGCAAAGAUUGGCCUGGUGCCGCCACCCGAUGAGUUUGCAAACGGGGUAUUGGUCACCACCGCUGGCACACCUAUCAGCCAACUGGCUGCUCCAGCCAUCGCCCCGCCAUCCGUGCCAGCGGCAGCGGUCCUACCUUCUACCACUGGUGGAACACCCUCAGGGAAGCCCUCUGAUGCCCCCACCGCCCCAGAGUCUGCCGCAGACUCGGGAGUGGAAGAGGUGGACACCAGAAGUUCAAGUGACCAUCACCUGGAGACCACAAGCACCAUCUCCACCGUCUCCAGCAUGUCCACCCUGUCCUCCGAGAGCGGGGAGCCCACCGACACCUACACCUCCUUUGCGGAUGGGCACACUUUUGUACUCGAGAAGCCGCCAGUGCCUCCAAAGCCGAAACUCAAGUCCCAGACCAGCAAGGGGCCGGUUACCUUCAGGGACCCUCUUUUGAAGCAGUCCUCGGACAGCGAGCUCAUCUCCCAGCAACACGCGGCCAUCCUGGCUUCCGCCAGCGUCGGCCGGCCACGCUACCUCUUUCAGCGAAGGUCCAAGCUGUGGGGGGACCCCCUGGACAGCAGGCCCAUCCACGGGCCGGAAGAUGACAAACCAACUGUGAUCAGCGAGCUCAGUUCCCGGCUGCAGCAGCUGAACAAGGACACGCGCUCCCUGGGGGAGGAACCUGCCGGUGGCGUGUUAGACCCUGGAAAGAAGACUCCCGUGGUGGCAGCACGACUUUUCAGUAGUUUAGGAGAACUAAGCACCAUUUCCCAGCGCAGCUCUGGCACCACCUACACCGUGCGUCCUGGCAGCCGCUACCCUGUGACCCGCCGCACUCCCAGUCCGGUAAAGCCUGCCCUGGAUAGGACAGACCCCCUGAGCACCGUCCGGCCCUACGGGCUCACCCCGCCCACCAUCCUCAAAUCUUCCAGUCUCUCCAUCCCACACGAACCCAAGGAGGUACGCUUCGUGGUACGCAGCGUCAGUGCCCGGAGCCGCUCCCCCUCUCCUUCCCCUUCCCCGGGGCCCCCCCUGCAUUCCCUCCAUCCCCCACGGCCCUUCAUGCAGAAACCCCUCCAGCUCUGGAACAAAUACGACGUGGGGGACUGGCUGGAGAGCAUUAACCUGGUGGAGCAUCGAGACAAAUUUGAGGACAAUGAAAUUGAGGGCACCCACCUGCCCGCCCUGACCAAGGAGGACUUUGUGGAGCUGGGGGUCACGCGGGUGGGGCACCGCAUGAACAUUGAGCGGGCACUCAAACAGCUGACAGACAGCUGACCAUCCCGGCAGCCUGGGCUCCUCUCCCGGGGCCGCGUCACUCAGGGGCAGGCGGGGCUGUUCCUGCUAGGCCAGUAGACAGGAGCCCACAAGAUGCUCUUCCUGUCCUGCUCGGACUGCUGCACUGAAAGACGGGGGAUGGGCAGGCACCUCCUCUCCCUCCCACCCCACAGCUCCCGGGCACCCUGGUGCAGACUCCCUUCCUCGGGAACAGGCAUGGGCCACAGAAACUCACCCCCUCCCCAAGAGAGUCACUGCUGGACAGGCGGUUCUGGGGAAGGAGAGGCGAGGUGAGGAACACCAUGGCAUGGGCCCCAAGGGGAGGCCAGAGGGACAGGGUGUUAAGAGGGGAAGGGGUCCUUGCGCUGGGGUUGCAGACUCCAGCUGGGCCUUAACACUAUUCAUACGUUGUGGUGCUGCGGCCUUUGGAAGGCUAGAUGCUGACUGACCAGUGGGGGUUGGGGUUGGGGAAGGGGCUCAGUGCAUUGGCCGCAGGGAGGGAGGGAGGGAAGCUGCCUGGCACCCAAGCGACUGCUGCUGCCGGAGGAAUUCUCCCUGUGAAGGUCAGCAGGAGCUCCUAAGAGAGGUCAAGGGGCAGAAGUGGGAACAUCGCUCAGGAGGGCCCCCAUCCACCCCAGUCCCGACCCCACCCACAGCCCCGGGCCCUGGCCCUGCCCCUGCCCCGCAAGGACCCAGUGGGGCCAGGAAGAGGAGAAGACCAGGAGAGGCACCCCCAAGGAGAGUGGGCACUGCCGCCUGGAGGACUGUUGCUGUGCCCUGGUGCGUGAGCGGGGCUGAUGUCGCAUGGAUCGAAGCAUGCUUGGGGUGCAAAGCGAGGCAAAGGGCGGAUCCGGCAGCUGCUGCUUGGCCAGCCCUGGUGGGGAGGGGGGGCUUUGGGGGUGCGGGACAUGUCGAAGGGGGUCUUUUAAUCUCUCUGCAUUUCUGUAGGUUUGGUGAACCCAAGGAGAGGAUGCCCAACAGCAGGAAACCCCCCCCCCCGUCCUAGUCACUCAUUUUUGCAUCUUUUUAAUCAGCUAUAUAUUUGAAAAGGGGAAAAAAAGAACAAAUAUCUAUAUAUCUAUAUCUAUAGCCACCUUGUUUAGUUAACGGUUGACUGACGCUCUAUCUUGCUGGGGGGAGAGGGGGGGCCUGGGGGCUCCUUCCUGCAAUGCUUGUGGGAGUUUUUAGUGACUGAAUGAAAGGGGUGGGGGAGAGAAUCUUUUAAAAGUUCCUUUAGAUGUUCUGAAUUUUAAAGAUUUGGGGGUAGGAACAAAAAAAACCAAAAGGCAACAUUGCACUGGCUUCUAGGGACACGUGUGAAGUCUUCCAUUCUUGCUGGACAGGCCCUGACCAGAGUAGCUGCUUCCCCCCCUUCGAGACACACACACACACACACCCCUCUUUCCCUUGCUCAAGCCCCUUCCCCUGCUUUCCUGGGGAAGAACAGAGAGGAGCAGGCAGGGAGGAACCCCAAGUCUUUCGCCUUCCCUCUUGAAGCCAGGGAGCCCCAACCGCAGAGCUGCUGCACCCAAAAUACCCACAGAAGGCGGGGGCCCCCAAACACUUUGCAAAGCCCAGGCCCUGUGGAAGGAACGGCAGUCCUGAGGGGUUCCCAGCCGGGGCCGGUCUCGGAUCCCCCUGUGGUUGGCGCCUGGUCCGUCCCCUUUUCUUUAAGAGGCCAAAGAAACGCGCCCCCCCCCCCCGGUCACAAGUGGCCUCCCUGCACCCCCAACCUCCUGCACCUGGGGCUCCUCUGCGGGAGGAGAGUUCUCAGUCUACAGCCCUGGCCUAAAAUCAGAGGAGACCCAGCGGCACCUUUGAAGAUGAGCUCAUUGUUUUUAUUUUCAAGGCGUAAAAAUCUUGGACUCUGAAGCAGGUUGGGGGAAAGAGAUGGGCACCAAAUAACUUCCGAGGGUCAGACCAGGAGCCUCCGUCUAGGGCAGCCCAGCCAGUUCCUUUGCAGGGUCAUUAGAUCUUCUGGUGCUAGAGGGAAGGGCCCCCACUGACCCUCAUAGAUCCCCAGAUUCCCCCCCCCCCAUUUUUACCAAUCGCCAACAGAAACCUGCUUCCUGCUAAGGGUUCUCAUCUGCUCCGUAGAAGGGCUGGCGAGUGCAUGGUCUCUUCCCUGUGUGGGGGGGCUGCCAGCUUGAAGGCCCAAGGAAAGCCGGGCAGGGGGCCAGCCUAGCUGGGGGUGGGCUGCUCUCUUCUUCCUGGAAGCAGCUCAGCGGGUCUUGGCAUCUGCCAGGAAUGCUUGCCACACCAGCCCCUCCCCCAAUCCAUUAACCUACAACACCCAGAUCCUACCAGUCCUUUCUGCGAUUCUCCCCACCCCCAGAAUUGAUCUCCCUUAGGGAAGAGUGCGAGGAGGGGACCAGGUCUAUCCCCCACCUCCCUGAACGGACACCCCCCCCCCAUGAUGGCAUUUCCAAAUUUUAAACCUCCCAGUCACAGGAGGAGGAAAGAAACCAGCUGUCUUCCAAUUCCAAAAUUUUAAGAAGCCCCAACAUCCCAGGGACACCUAGCACAGCCUGGACUUUUUUCCCAUCCAUGUGAAAAACUUGUUUGGGGUUACUUUGAAGGCAACGAACGUCACACACAAAUUGUGUGACCACAUCUGGUGCUCUCCAACUGUGUCGGGCUUCGGUUCCCAUCAUCCCCAGCUAGUGGGAGGGGGCAGCUUCCUGAGACAGCCUCUCAGGAAGCACAAACCCCAAUGGGGACCUCGGGCGCCCCCAGUCAGCUGCGCACCCCCAGCCCCCGGCAUCUUUUACAGAAUAACAGAGUGGAAAGGGACCUCAGAAGUAUUCUAGUCCAACUCCUUGCUCAAGCAGAUCCCCCUAUCAUUUCAGACAAAUGGCUGUCUAAACUCUUCUUGAAACACACACACACACACACACACCCGCCCCUGAUGGAGCGCCCACAACCUCUAAAGGGAAAGUCCUUCCCUGCUCUCUCUCUCUCUCUCUCUCUCUCUCUCUCUCUCUCUCGAACGAUCUUCCACCCGUUGCUUCUUGUCCUGCCUUCUGGUGCUUUGGAGAAUAGGUGGAGCCCCUCUUCUCUGGGGCAGCCCCUCAAAUACCGGAAGGCUGCUAACCUCUCACCCUUAAUCCAUUUAUCCCAUUUUUACAAAUUGGCCCUUUCACAGAACGGGCUUUCCUGGUCAGAAAGGGUGCAAGGACCCCAGAAGCAUCUCCCCGGCUGUGGAAAUGGGCCCCCUGGGUCCUUCAUUCUGGGGUGUCUCCAGACUUCAUGAGACCCCAAAGGUUUGUGAUUGACCCCAAGCCUCUCUUAGGGCACCUGGAAACUCAGCUGCCUUCCUGCCUCUCCCUGGGCCCAACCCAGCAAACCCCUCCUCCUCCCUCCAGGAGAGCCCCUCCUGCGCUGGGGGGGCCAUGUAGUCCCUGCAAAAGCAGAUGCCAAAGGAGGAAACGCUUCCAUUUCGCUGCCAAAGCCAGGCAAGGCCCACCAGGCCCCCUCCUCUAAAAAGCAGAUGCCGCCUGGCUUUCAAAAGGUUCCCGAAGGGUUCCGAAGGAGACUCUGGCUGUCCAGCCCUCACCUUUCGGGGUCUCAGAGGCCCCAGGAAACCUAUCAGCUUCCCCCUCCCCAAUUUUUCCGGAGCUGCCCACAAUCCGCCUUUCGGGCUGCGAGCGAGGUGCCCAGGCCGCCGCCGCCGCGCUCCCUCCGUCCCUCCCCCGGCCAGGGCCGUUCAUCAGCCGGGCUAAGGGCCGCCCCCACGCGCGGCAGGCGCUUUCUCCGCUCCGCGUGCCGUGGAGCCGGUGUCUCCGUCCCUCUCGCAGCUGUUUCUGGGACCAGAGGAGACGCGCCUGCCCAGCCGCCUGCCCGGCCUCCUCCCCGCGGAGGCCCGAAGACUGCAGACCCCCGCCCCGCACUGCCCUCCCCUCGUCUGCAGGAAGUUCCCUUCGGGACCGGGAAAGCUGGACGCCUCCUCUUGAUCGCCGCUCGAGGGAGGCAGGAGCGGCUGUUGCUCUCCUGCCAAUCGAGGAGGCCAGCGCGGGCCCCUCGCCUGGGGGGCCCCGACCAGCCCGUCCCGCUAAGCAGCUGCAGCCGUACCUGUGUUGGCAAACACUGCGUGACGCCCCCCGGAGCCUCGGCUGACCGGAGCGGGGCCACCACGGCUAAGUCCCGACGGCAGGCAUCGCGCCAGGGAACGCGAAACCCGGCCCGGCCCUGAUGCUCAAGCGCCCCCUCGGCCCCCUUGCCUGGGCUGGCCCGAGACCCCCGAUCUCAAACGGCAGCCCCCUCCUUUCUGAGACCCAAGGCCGCCUCUUUCCCCGCCCACCCCGCAAAUAAAGCUCCACCCCUGCUUUUCUCAAAGCCCCCCCCUCCCCGUAACGGCUGGGAGGCCAUGGACCGUGCAGUCACCUCACUGACCCCCGGGGUGCGCAGAGGGACCCGCCGCCCGUGUUCCCGAGUCCUUGAGGGGAGACCCCCCCUUUUCACAAGCCUCCCUUCUUUUAGACAGGGGCUCUUCCCUGCUUGCGUCGGAACAGGCCCUGCUGACUGACCUGGGGUUGGCUCCCCAUUGGUCUUCUUGGGGCGCGGCACAUGGGGCAAAUUCAGCCCCCCCCCCGCCCCCGUUGGGGAAGCACUUGAUGACUCUUCUUCCCAAACCAAGAGGCUGGAGGGCUCCUGCAAAGGCAACUGAGCCCCAGCCCAGCCCUGCAGGGAAGUCUCCACAGAGCAGGAUCCAAACAGCCAGGAGGGCCACGCCAGGGAGAUCGAGGCACAAUGUGGCCGAGCGUGGAUUGCGCCCUCCCAGUGGCCACCUUGGCCUGGAGGGCCAGACCCCGAGGGGUCCCAGCUGGCAGGCAGGCAGAGGGUGGGGAGCCCGACAUGCUCAGAGGGCACCAGGUUGGGGAAGAGGUCUGUAGCAAAAAAACGGCCGAUGGACUCUGGUGCCAGACAGAGUGAAAACAAUCCCUUUCACACACACACACACACACACACACACCCUCCCAUGCUUUCCAAAACAACAAAAAUAGCCCCAGUGGACCUCUCGCCAAGUGGACCUCUUGGGUGGGGGUCUGCAUCAGCCAGGGACCUUCCCAGUCACUGCCCUGAAGGGAAGUUGGCCAAAGGCCACGAUAUCCACCCCCAGCAAGAGGCAGGAAAGGUCACUCCUUUGAUCUGGUACCUUGACCCCUAAAUAUCCACCCCAAGAAUGAGCUGGGCAAAGCAGGGAAAGGGCUCGGCUGCCCCUCUCCAGAGGAGGAACAGCCACUCUUGUGGGCACCUUCCGGUCGCCAAAGGAGCCACGGCUGUCCACGAAAAAGCCACCUCAUCCUCUUCCUCGUGGUUUGGCUUUCAGCUUUGCAAGGGGAAGGGACUCCCCGCCACCACAUGGUUCACCUGGAAGUGGAGACAGCAGGGAAGACGGCCUUGGCUGCCUGUCCAGCCGGCUCCAGGCUCACCCUUUGUGAAAAGGCUCAGCUCCUCCCCCGCAGCACCCCAGACCCCAGUGCGAGUCACGUCCUGCUUAGCAAGCUCCCCCAUCUGCUUCUGCCUUCGCUUCCCCAGCUGCCACGAGAGGCUUGGUGUUGGCUGCCCUCCUCUUCUGCUGCGCUUAAUCUGCCUGCUUGGCAAGAAGGACCCGCUUGUGCCCCGUCGGCGUCCCUGGCCUUGGCACCAAGGCAGGCGACCCUCCCUGGCUGGAGCGAAGCACGUCACUUGCAUGCCCCAGCUUGCCCAUCCCUGGUUUGGAUUGCACCCUCCCGCCCGCCCACCCUCCCCCCAUCCUCAAGGCCCUCGCAGCAAAUUUCUUCCUCCAUUCCCAAAGCCAUCCCAGAGAAGGCCGGCGGGGCUCCCGGGAGGGGGGAGUCCUCCUGAGACACACACCCCUCCGCCAGGUGUGAGCCUCAGCUGCCCCGGAGAGACUGUGAUUUUUCUCAUGACUUCUCAGUGACUUUUGUUACCUCUGGAUAAAGUUGGGUCACGGGGUUUUGCUUUGAGAUUUUCUUAAGGUUGCUGGCUUUUCAUUGGGGUCUUGAUGUGGUUCUUUAAUUCCCACCCCCGAGAUGCCCAUUCACCUCUCUGGGCUUUGGAAACAAGCAGGGACCCCUGCCCACACACCCCAGCCGCCCCUGAAGGCCCAGGAGCUCCUGCAGCUGCUGCCUGGUCGGGCCAGAAACGAGCAGGGCUCCCAGCUCUGCGUCCCAAAAUGCACACAGACAAGGCCCACGGUCUCACCCCACCCCCGUCUGUCUCGUCCCCCAUGCCCCCCCCUCUGCUGCUGCCCCCCCCCUUGGUUUGGCUGAAGGUUUAUUAAUUGACAGGGUCAGUUUGACGUCACCCCUUAUUUUAUACCGAUUUCCUGAGGAAGUCCGUCUUCUGCAGAGUAAGGGAGGCUCGACUCACUCACCUCCUGACCCGAUGUUGUGAUAACGCCCCCAGACACACAGAGAUCUAUGUUUCUUAUAUGAUGAUUAUUAUUAUUACUAUUAUUAUUAUUAUUAUGUAAUAAAUUUAUAAGAAAUCA
Messenger RNA from Ahaetulla prasina, 13056 nucleotides. It is a transcript of the gene SHANK3, whose product is annotated as SH3 and multiple ankyrin repeat domains 3. The transcript has 24 exons. Gene Ontology annotation, cellular component: postsynaptic density; dendritic spine; postsynaptic membrane. NCBI's taxonomy places the organism in Eukaryota, Metazoa, Chordata, Lepidosauria, Squamata, Colubridae. Gene Ontology annotation, molecular function: ionotropic glutamate receptor binding; synaptic receptor adaptor activity. The record is from RefSeq and is a predicted model, not a curated record.